Messenger RNA from Diospyros lotus (date-plum), 2259 nucleotides. RefSeq names its product AT-rich interactive domain-containing protein 5. NCBI's taxonomy places the organism in Eukaryota, Viridiplantae, Streptophyta, Magnoliopsida, Ericales, Ebenaceae. The record is from RefSeq and is a predicted model, not a curated record. The transcript has 14 exons. The coding region runs from base 450 to 1901 and encodes 483 amino acids. Gene Ontology annotation, cellular component: nucleus. Gene Ontology annotation, biological process: regulation of transcription by RNA polymerase II. Gene Ontology annotation, molecular function: DNA binding.
GUGAAGUGGAGCCGAAGGGCCAAAAGUGGAACCAAGAAACCGCAGAAGAAGAGGAGAGAAGAGGGGAGGGCCGGCCGGUUGGUGUUCGGGUGCGAGCAAGCUUCCGUUUCCGGCGUGUCCAUGCCAAAUCCAGCGGCUCCGGCGUAUAAAACCAGCCCACCUGUCUGUACUUACUUCCGCCCUUUCUAUAAAUGUUAUUUUCUAUGUAGCGCACCCCAUACAUACAUAUUAUAAAUCAAUCCCCCGAUUUUCUCUCUCUCUCUCUCUCCCUCCCCUCUCUAUCUACACCCCAACCGUAUUGUGCUUUCACUCCCUCCCGUCUCCCCUCCACUCUGAAACUCAAACCCUAGAUCCUUCCCCAUUGCCUCUCUCUUCACAAGCCCUGGCCGCUGCAUCCCGACAACCUCCCACACAGACUUUAGAGUUUGACUGAUUUAAGCGAGGUGGAGAUGGAGGAUAGUGGAAAACGGGGCCAGGAAUCGGCCGCUGACGGACAGGUCUCGGAGAUCAACCUCGUUGACGCGAAUGUUGAUCGCCAAGAAGAAGAAGAAGAAUUGCCUGCCGAGGCAGUUGCAGAGAACCAAAACCCCCCUGACGAAAGGUCAGAGGAAAAGAACACUCCCGACAAGGAGCCUGACGACCAAAACCCUAAUGAAAAUUCUACCGAGGACCAAAACCUUAACGAUGGCAAGGAAGCGCCUGUACCGGAAUCUCACCAGAGUGAGAAGAAGGAAAGAUUGUUGAACUUGCCUACUGAGCCAGACGUGCCCACCCCUGCUGCUGUUACUGAAGCUGGCGAAGGUCUUAAUGGGUCGCCUGAAAAUAAAGAUGUGGGUCAUGAUACUGGUCCAGGGGGUCAGCAUGAACCCGUUACUCCCAAUACCAUUUCAAAUGUCAAAGCUGAAGAUAACAAUGAAGAUAACAGUAGAGAUACAUCCAAUAAUUGGUUGAGCGUUUCACAGAUGGAAGAGGAUGAUGAAUGUGGAAGUCCAGAAGAGCAAGCAGCAUUUAUGAAGGAGCUGGAGAGUUUUUACAGAGAAAAGGCCUUAGAAUUUAAAGCUCCUAGGUUUUAUGGGCAGCCGCUGAACUGCCUCAAACUGUGGAGAGCUGUCAUCAAAUUGGGUGGAUAUGACCGGGUUACUGGGUCCAAGUUAUGGCGGCAAGUGGGAGAAUCGUUCCACCCCCCUAAGACCUGCACAACUGUCUCAUGGACAUUCCGCAUUUUCUAUGAGAAGGCACUUCUGGAAUAUGAAAGGCAUAAGACGCAAAGUGGUGAUCUCCAACUUGCUGUUGCAGCCAUUCCUGAGCCUUCAAAUGCUGAAAAUGAAGCAAAUGGUUACCAAGCUCCAGGAUCAGGGAGGGCACGAAGGGAUGCUGCAGCUCGUGCCAUGCAGGGUUGGCAUGUUCAGCGUCUUUUUGGUUAUGGUGAAGUUGGUGAACCUAUUAUUAAGGAUAAGAACUUGAAUAAUAUGCCAAAGCGUGAAAAAAGUCUCAAAAGCAUUGCUGUCUCAGGUUCACUUAAACAGAAGAGACCAACAGAGGUGGAGCACCCUGUCAAAGCUGCACGAACUGAAACAGCUAAGCAAGUUGUGACGACAAUUGUUGAUAUUGGUCCCCCUGCUGAUUGGGUGAAGAUCAAUGUGCUGGAAAAUAAGGAUUGUUUUGAGGUUUAUGCUCUAGUCCCUGGUCUGUUGCGUGAGGAGGUGCGAGUUCAGUCAGAUCCAGCUGGACGCCUUGUAAUUACUGGCCAGCCAGAGCAACCUGACAAUCCUUGGGGUAUCACAGCCUUCAAGAAGGUGGUGAAUUUGCCAGCAAGAAUCGAUCCACUCCAGACCUCUGCUGUUGUUAGUCUGCACGGCCGACUCUUUGUCCGUGUUCCUUUUGAGCAGUCAAAUAUCUGAAGAUAGUUUGAAUGGUUCGGGAUGUUCAGGGUAUCAGAUUUUAUGGAAGGACUAACAUUUGUAGGAAAGAUUGAAUGGUAGACCAGAGAUGGAGCAAAAUGCUAGCAAUGCUGAACUAGCAAAACCUACCAACCUUGUGAAUGCUUAGCCAUGACUAUUUCUUUAUUGUGUAUGUUUGCGUUUUAGCAUUUAGCGGUAGAUGAUCCCUUGUGAAUUGAGGAAAACAAACCCAAAAAAGAAGAAACAGGUAUCAGAUUAGAUGCUAAGGAGGAUUUUCAGCAUAAGCUGCCCCAAUAGAUUGUAUGGCUUCGCUAUCAGAUUUGAACUUUUAUGUAUCAGUUGAGACUUUCACCCCCCA